AUGAUGAAGCUGGUGCUGGUUCUGCUGGUGGGUUGGACGUGGACGAGCUCGGCGCUGGUCAGGGUCCCUCUGAGGCGGGUGCCUACGAUUCGUUCACAGCUGCGGGCCAACGGCCUGCUGGAGGACUUCCUGAAGGAUCACCGGCCCGACAUGUUUAACCGCCGCUACGCUCAGUGCUUCCCGCCCGGAACGCCGUCACUGCGGCUCGGACGCUCCAGCGAGAAGAUCUACAACUUCGUGGACGCUCAGUAUUACGGUGACAUCACUUUGGGGACUCCGGAGCAGAACUUCUCUGUGAUUUUCGACACCGGCUCAUCCGACCUCUGGGUGCCGUCGACCUACUGCGUCAGCCAAGCCUGUGGUACGUUGCACAGGCGUUACAGGGCGUUUGAGUCCACUUCGUUCCGUCAUGACGGUCGGAUGUUUGGGAUUCACUACGGAUCAGGACACCUGCUGGGAGUCAUGGCCAGAGAAACACUGAAGAUCGGGAGUCUGACCGCCUGGAACCAGGAGUUCGGGGAGUCGGUCUACGAGCCUGGUGCUGCGUUUGUUAUGGCGAGGUUCGACGGCGUUCUGGGGAUGGCUUACCCGUCCCUGGCCGAGAUCCUUGGAAACCCCGUUUUCGACAACAUGAUGAUGCAGAAGGCUGUGGAUGAGCCGAUCUUCUCCUUCUACCUCAGCAGGAAAACGAGCAGCAGCAACACUCAAGGUGAACUGUUGCUAGGCGGAAAGGACGAGGCAUUGUACAAUGGACCAAUCAACUGGCUUCCUGUGACUGCUAAGGGCUACUGGCAGAUUAAGAUGGACAGUGUCGCGGUGCAGGGUGCGACUACUCUCUGUUCUCGUGGUUGCCAGGCGAUCGUCGAUACUGGAACCUCCCUCAUCGCCGGACCGACCGUUGACAUCAUCAGCCUUCACCAGCUGAUUGGAGCCACGCCCACAAACAUAGGAGAGUUCCUCAUCGACUGUGUCCGGUUGUCCAAUUUGCCUCACGUGACAUUCGUGCUCGGAGGAACAGAGUACACACUGACUCCUGAGCAAUACGUUAGGAAGGAGAUGUUUGGCACGAAGGAGUUUUGUUUCAGUGGUUUCCAGGCCAUGGACUUUGUUUCUGCCGAAGGCCCCCUGUGGAUUCUGGGAGAUGUAUUUCUGACCGAGUUCUACAGCAUCUUCGACAGAGGACAGGACCGGGUUGGUUUUGCUACUGCUAAACACCCAACCGAACUCUAAC
Messenger RNA from Anoplopoma fimbria (sablefish), 1231 nucleotides. It is a transcript of the gene nots, whose product is annotated as nothepsin. Gene Ontology annotation, biological process: proteolysis. Gene Ontology annotation, molecular function: aspartic-type endopeptidase activity. Bases 1 to 1230 code for a protein of 409 amino acids. NCBI's taxonomy places the organism in Eukaryota, Metazoa, Chordata, Actinopteri, Perciformes, Anoplopomatidae. The transcript has 9 exons. The record is from RefSeq and is a predicted model, not a curated record.